Molecule: messenger RNA, 1698 nt
Organism: Caenorhabditis angaria
Lineage: Eukaryota; Metazoa; Nematoda; Chromadorea; Rhabditida; Rhabditidae
Source: the annotation of a GenBank genome assembly
AUGCAACCCAAAACCAAAAAAUCACGAAAUAUUGGUAAAAUUAUUUUAGCAUUUGCUGUGGUCACAUUAUGCAUCUUUUUGAUUCUUCACAAACCAUUGCCUGCCGGAUUUGCAAAGUCAAAAAUUGAUCGAGUUACUUUACAUGUCAUUGAACCGGUUCUCAGAGCGGUUUAUUAUUAUCCCGUGAGUACAUACGUUUUUUAUGUAUAUAUUAUGAAUAGGUUUUCAAAGACCAAGAAAAACAAUUUUUAUAGAGUAGAAUGUUUUCAAAACCAACGGAUAUGGUUUGGUGGACAAGAUUAUCGUUAAACGGAUUGGCAAAGGUCACUGGACCGAUAACUGUGUUCGAUCACUUUUUGAAUAUUGAAAAUAAGGAUUGGAAUGGAGUUCCUGUAAGAGUUUUUAAUCCAGUCAAUCAAACUUCAGCCACUGGGGGUGUUGUUGUUUUUAUUCAUGGUGGAGGUUUUGCAUUGGGGAAUGUUGAAAUGUAUGAUAGUUUGACAAGAAGAAUUGCUAAACAGUGAGUAUUUGGGGUUUGGAUUUUCGGAAAAAUCAGAUUAAUCAAUUUAUUGAAAUAGUUAUUCGCAAGUUUCCUAAUUAUUCAAUCUAUAUAAUUUCAAUCAAAAAACAUGGAAUAAGUUUUCCAGCUUAAAAUCAAAUGAUCUCAUGCAAAUUUUCCAGAAUGAACACAUUCGUUGUCUCAAUUGAAUAUCGACUAUCACCAGAAACCCCAUUCCCUGGAGGUCUUCAUGAUUGUGAAAAUGCUCUAGCCUACUUAUUCGAAAACGGUGCCAAAGAAUAUGGUCUAGAUUUGAAUCGUGUUGUUGUAAUGGGCGAUUCUGCUGGUGGCAAUCUGGCAACUGCUGUGACGCAAAGGCGAGUUGCUCGAGGACAAAAGCCGGCAAUUGCUGGACAAGUCUUACUGUAUCCAUUGUUACAAUUAGUGGAUAUGCAAACUGUUUCUUAUCGAUAUUUUCAUAAGAGAUUGGAUGGUUUUGCGUUAGUUGGUGGGUAAAUUUUCUUGAGUAAAACAUAAAGACAUUUUAUUUAGACCCGGAAUCAGUUGCUUAUUACUACAUGUUUUAUGCUGGAAUUGAUAUGAAUGAGAAAAAAUACCUCGUUCCUUAUGUGCUUACAAACGGGCACGUUAAACCGGAGCUCAAAGCAAAAAUUGAUAAGGUAUGUAGAUGAUUUUUUAAAGCUUACCCAGUUAAAUAAAUAAAAAUUCCAGAAAAUGUCAUAUGAAAAAGUGAUUGAAACCUAUCCAAACUAUAACAAUAUAACAAUUCCGAAACGUUGGCCAAUCCGAGAAAGUCAAGAAGCUCAGGAAUUAUUGAAAGAUCUACUCACUAACCCUGAUUUUUCACCAAUGAUGCGGGAAAAUUUGUCAGGAAUGCCAAAAAGUUUGGUUGUAACGUGUGAAUAUGAUGUUCUUCGGGAUGAGGGGAUUAUUUAUGCAGAACGGCUCAAGGUUGGUUUUUUUUUCAAAUUUUGCAAUCUGAAAGAAUCCCCAACAACGUUCACCAUUUUCUCAAUUUAUAGAAAGCUGGAGUUCCGACAACUGCUGUCAACUAUAAAAAUGGUUUCCAUGCAAUGCUGAAUAUGCACAACGAAGUCAUUGAGGCGUCGAACUGUUUGAAUGAUGUGAUUUCUUGGACCUUGCAAAAUAUUAUAAUAAAUCAUCCAACACAUUCUUGA